GGUAGAGAGAGAGCGAGAGAGAGAGAGAAAGGAUUAGCGUGACUGUUGGUUCCGCUAUUCAAAAUGAAGUUCUGCACAUAGCUAACCAUCCCGACGCCUUUCCCGGGUGGACGCCUCGACCCUUGGAGCGCCGUAGCAGCUAAAACAGCCGGUGUACCGCUGGGGGUCCGCUUGCCCGUCCCUGCCAAGAGCCAUCGCCAUGCCGCUCUGCCUAGGCUCGCAGCCGCUAUCGGCUGCCCAGCUCAAGCGACUAGAAGAGCACAAGUACAGCGCCUCCGGUCGCUCUUUGCUGGAACCGCCGUGCCAGAUAUUUUGGAACUGGUUAGUCCAACAGAUCCCGACAUGGGUCGCGCCAAAUACGUUAACCAUCACCGGACUUAUUGUCAACGUCGUCACCACUAUCGUUUUGGUGUGUUAUUGUCCCACGGGCACGGAGGAGGCUCCUGCAUGGGCCUUCAUUCUCAGCGCUGUAGGUCUCUUUAUCUACCAAUCACUGGAUGCCAUCGAUGGGAAACAAGCCAGGCGGACCAACAGCAGCUCCGCCCUGGGGGAGCUUUUUGACCAUGGCUGCGAUGCUGUUUCUACAGUGUUUGUUGCUGUGGGAACAUGUAUAUGUGCUGGCAUGGGCGCAUACCCAAACUGGAUGUUCUUCUGUGGGUUCGUGGGCAUGGUCAUGUUCUUCUGUGCACACUGGCAGACAUACGUGUCAGGAACGCUCCGCUUUGGCAUUGUGGAUGUGACGGAGGUCCAGAUUGCCAUCAUUAUCAUGUAUUUGAUGUCAGCCUUUGGGGGAGUGAGUCUUUGGGAGACUACGUUGCCCGUGCUUGGCAUCAAGCUGAAAAUCUUCCCGGUACUGGGCAUCAUCGGUGGGUUCCUGCUCUCCAUGUUCAACUACUUCUCCGUCAUCCUGAGCGGCGGCGUGGGCAAGAAUGGCUCCACUGUGGCUGACACCAGCGUGCUGUCUCCCGGCCUACACAUCAGCCUCAUCCUCUGCCUAGCCUUCAUCAUUUUCAAGAAGUCCUCCAGCCGGCUCUUUGAGCAGCACCCCUGCCUCUACAUCCUCGCCUUUGGCAUGGUCAUCGCCAAGAUCUCCAACAAGCUGGUGGUGGCGCACAUGACCAGGAGUGAGCUUCACCUCCAUGACACAGCCUUCAUUGGCCCUGGACUCCUUUUCCUCAACCAGUACUUCAACAGCUUUAUCGAUGAACAUAUCAUCCUCUGGAUUGCUUUGAUCCUGUCCCUGUUGGACCUGGUGCGGUACUGCACUGGUGUGUGUCUGCAGAUUGCCGCCCACCUGCAGAUCCAGGUCUUCAGCAUCACUAAGCAGGGCAACACCCACAAAGACUGACAAUUUGCCCGGCGGGAGGAGGAGGCGGGGCUAGUUGAAGACACCGCCCCACUUCUUGAACCAGAGCAGGAGAACCAAAACCACAGCAGCCUUGACAGUGUGAGAACUGUUGUCUAAAACACCUAAACUGAAUCCGUUACCCUCUUCCAGUUUUGCAUGGACAACAUUUUGCUAAACCUUCCAUCACUCUGGAUAAAAACUAAACACUCGACCCCGAUUACACCUGGUCGUUCCAUUCCUCUUGAGUAUCAGAAUUACAUCCAUAUAAGUAUUAAACCACAUAAAACUGAAGGACUAAAUGCACUUUCAAAAUAAGACUUACAUCUGAUCACUCAAACCACUUCAGGAGGUGGAUUUAGAUAAUUUGCACCCAGAUACUAAACGAUAUAAAUGCAUCUGUGUAAAUAGGGUCUUAGACACAUAACCAGAUAAAAUAAAACCUCAAAUUUCUUACAUUUAGAGCAUUGCAUCAGGAUUUAUCUGUCAGUAUUUAACAUUAAGAAGAAUGUGCAGAAUGACAUUUUUAAAAAUCCAGAACUAAAACCAAAACAUUACAUUAGUGACCUCUUUGUAGUCAUGCCAGGUAAUUUGGCUGUAAAGAUUUUUACAUUUUGUCUAACAUUGAUAACUUAUAGGCCAAUUGUAUCAAUGAAAUCCAAAUUUUAAGUGUUUUUCGAGCCCCCAUCGCUUCAUGUAAAAUUAUCAAAAUCUUUAAAAAAAAUAAUAAUCUACUGCUACAUUUUGGGUCGAUUCCAUGCAGUGGUACUAACAAACUGCCUGCCAUUGAUGGCACUCCAUUUUGUAUAUUUUGCAGUGUUUCUGUCCCAAAAGCUCAUGUUGUCUUUAACGUAGCAUUUCUGUUCAUUUUAUAUCCAGAAAACGACGAUCUUCUGACAUUCCAUAACAGCGAAACUGCCCAUUUUCUAAUCCAUAUCCUAAACCCCACCCCCAAAAAAGGCAACAGUUGCUUGGUAAAAAUUUCUUAUGUGAUUGUCCAGUGAUUUUAGCAUUUGUUCUUAUUUAUUGUAACAAUUUAACUGGAUUAGGUGUGAAAUUAACUCAGGUCUUGGACUAAAGAGACCUGUCUGGUUUGUAAUUGUCAAGGACUGAUGGUACUUGGAUGAGGAUUGGGUUUGUGCUAAAAGCAGGAAGGGCCCUUGGGUAGAGUCGUUUACCCCACCUCUAGCAAGUGAAAUAUCUGCAUUCUGUUUGUAUCUGCAGUUCGUUCUACCCUGAACUCCGAGUUCAGACAAGCAGAGCUCUAAACACUGCGGGUUAGGGACGAUGAACUUUUAAGGUGCUCUUGUGCCUGUUCCAUGAUGCACUUACUCUCCCAACACUGCCUGCUUUGAAUAUCUCCUCCCAAAGGGCUACUGAUCUAAAUAAAUUUUCUGUAAUUUGUGUAAUACA
Messenger RNA from Electrophorus electricus (electric eel), 2758 nucleotides. RefSeq names its product choline phosphotransferase 1 (gene chpt1). Gene Ontology annotation, molecular function: diacylglycerol cholinephosphotransferase activity. The record is from RefSeq and is a predicted model, not a curated record. Gene Ontology annotation, biological process: phospholipid biosynthetic process. Lineage: Eukaryota; Metazoa; Chordata; Actinopteri; Gymnotiformes; Gymnotidae. Gene Ontology annotation, cellular component: endoplasmic reticulum membrane; Golgi apparatus.